AUGUCCCAUUGCGUAAUUCCGACAUUAACUUAUGAAAGUGCAAGCACUGUCUGCACACCAGCCUAUCCUCCACCCAUUUAUGCAUUCUUAGGAUUUUUUGACGCGAUAGCAGCUUUCUUUGCCGAUGCACACAGCUCCGAGUCGUAUCAAGCUCUUAGCCGUGAAGAAGAGGAAGAGCUUUUUGGAGAGGUGCUAUCUGAAGAAGAAGAGGCCGAAGGAAGUGACCCAUUAUGUCGUAAUGUUUCCCCCUCAACCGUGGCUACAUCAUCAGAGUUCCAGGAUGAGCAUGGGGUUCUCAGUAGAGCUAUAGCUGUUCCGACUUUAUGGGCUCCCGUCGUCGAGACUGCUAGUAGUCAAAAUGUUCACCGAUCUACUCAAGAAAACUUUAUACAGCCGCAGGCUGAAUAUAUAUAUUCUUCUCAUCGGGACCCACGACAUCUACCAGACCCAAGUUCUGCCACGCGGAAUUUGUUGAAUACACAAAUGCCCGUUCUCAGAGGGAAGGCUCCAUCGAAGAUUCGUGAGCAUCCUCAAAAGAUUACCCAGCAGGUUUUGGCACCAGAACCCUCCGGUUUAAGCACCAUGUUUUCACAGCGACAAGAAGCACUUGGCGUUGAACCAGCGAGACAAACAUCAGUGCUUAAAAGAAAGGCCGAAGAUCCCGAACCUACAUCUCGGAAGAAGCAAAAUCGAGCCAAACCAACGCGCGGCAAAUUUGCUGCUGGAAUCGCGGAAAAGAUAGACCUCGUCUGGACUCCCCUUCAUGUCGAUAAAAGAGUGAUCCAAAAUAGCCCUAGUGACCUAGACACAAGUAUCCUCGACAAUGCUCCUACAUUCAACUCAACAUUCCAUGAGAUUCCAAGGACCAUAUCCCCCAUACCCCAAAGGACUCAGAAUCUUUCUACCAACCGACCUGCGAUUUCUGGAACAGCAUACCAGUGGCUGGGGCCCGAUUAUGAAGAGGAGGCCAGAGGCCGGUCUUUUUGUGGCAAUCCCCGAGCUCAACUAACAGAGCUCGAAAUAAUGGGAAUCUGGUAG
Molecule: messenger RNA, 1038 nt
Organism: Psilocybe cubensis
Lineage: Eukaryota; Fungi; Basidiomycota; Agaricomycetes; Agaricales; Agrocybaceae
Exons: 4
Coding region: 1-1038 (345 amino acids)
Source: RefSeq, a predicted model, not a curated record